AUGAAGGCCCAGCAGGAUGGAGACGUCCUCCAAGAGGAUUCCCCUCACGACAACGGGGACCUACAGAGCAACCGGUACAACUCCGUCUCCCCUCCGUCCUCGCCUGCAGAUUUGGAUGAACCCUUCUCCACUUACUUUGAAGAGAAGGUGGCCAUACCCGGAAAUGUCAAUCAGGUGUUUAGUUUCCGGAAACUCUGGGCUUUCACCGGGCCCGGCUUCUUGAUGAGCAUUGCUUACUUAGAUCCGGGGAACAUUGAGUCUGACCUGCAGUCUGGAGCUAAAGCUGGAUUUAAGCUGCUAUGGGUGUUGUUGGGAGCCACCGUCAUCGGUCUGCUGUUGCAGAGAUUGGCGGCGCGUCUGGGCGUCGUCACCGGAAUGCACCUGGCCGAAGUCUGCAACAGGCAAUAUUCCACGGUCCCACGGAUCAUCCUGUGGAUCAUGGUGGAGUUAGCGAUUAUUGGCUCCGACAUGCAGGAGGUGAUCGGCUGCGCGAUAGCUCUCAAUCUUCUCUCCGUGGGCAGAAUUCCUUUAUGGGCCGGAGUACUCAUUACCAUCACCGAUACGUUCGUUUUCCUCUUUUUGGACAAAUACGGCCUGAGAAAACUGGAAGCCUUCUUCGGCUUUCUUAUCACCGUCAUGGCUAUCGCUUUCGGUUACGAGUACGUGCUGGUGAAACCGGACCAAGGAGAAGUCCUGAAGGGCAUGUUCGUGCCGUACUGCGCCGGAUGCGGGCCGGCGCAACUGGAGCAGGCCGUCGGCAUCGUCGGCGCCGUCAUCAUGCCGCACAACAUUUACCUGCACUCGGCUUUGGUCAAAUCUCGUGAAAUUGACCGUCGAAAUAAGAAGGAAGUCAAGGAAGCCAACAAGUACUUCUUCAUCGAGUCGACCGUGGCGCUCUUUGUCUCCUUCCUCAUCAACGUCUUUGUGGUGGCCGUCUUUGCCCAGGCCUUCUACAAUAAAACCAACAUGGACGUGAACACGGAGUGCAAUACAACCAGCAUCCCCCACCAAGGUCUUUUCCCCCUCAACAACGAAACACUGCAGGUGGAUAUCUACAAAGGGGGGGUGGUUCUGGGCUGUUUCUUCGGCCCCGCCGCGCUGUACAUCUGGGCCAUCGGCAUCCUGGCGGCGGGGCAGAGCUCCACCAUGACGGGCACCUACUCCGGCCAGUUUGUCAUGGAGGGUUUCUUAAACCUGCGGUGGUCUCGCUUCGCGCGAGUCUUGCUGACCCGCUCCAUCGCCAUCACGCCGACGCUGCUGGUGGCUAUUUUUCAGGAUGUGCAGCAUCUGACGGGGAUGAACGACUUCCUCAACGUGCUCCAAAGCAUGCAGCUUCCUUUUGCUUUGAUCCCAAUUCUGACCUUCACCAGCCUGACAUCAAUCAUGAACGACUUUGCAAACGGCUUGUUUUGGAAGAUCGGCGGCGGCGCGGUCAUCCUGUUGGUUUGUGCCAUCAACAUGUACUUUGUGGUGGUCUAUGUCGCAACGCUAAACAGCGUACUUCUCUACAUCCUGGCCGCAUUGCUCUCCGUCGCCUACCUGUGCUUUGUAGGCUACCUGGCGUGGCACUGUUUGGUCGCCCUGGGAGUCACCUGCCUGGACUUUGGCAGCAGGGUAAGCAAUCGAGCGGAUAUCGGUCUCGCGCGGCACACCGAUAUUUAUUUACUGAAUGACAUGGACGUGGACAGUACGGUGGAGAGAUAG
Nerophis lumbriciformis (worm pipefish) is the source of this 1704-nucleotide messenger RNA. Lineage: Eukaryota; Metazoa; Chordata; Actinopteri; Syngnathiformes; Syngnathidae. The record is from RefSeq and is a predicted model, not a curated record.